AAUAAAUAGAUGUGCGUUUAUGGAAGUCGAUUCAAUGUGAAAUGUGCGGUAUAUAUUACAAUUUCGGUUAAGAUAUAAUAUUAAAUAAAUCAUAUUCUGUCUUUGUACCAUAUCAGAAGUAUUUAAAAACGGUUCAGCUAUCAUUUAUUAUUUUGAAGAUAUAUACACAUAUAUUUUUCUAGUGUUAAGUCAGUGUCGACUGAGUUUCUUAUAAAGUUUAAUUAUUAACAUUAAAACUGAAGUGAAAAGUGAGCAAUUUGGUCUAUAUUGGAUUCAUACCAAACAUAAUUCUGUGCAUAACAUACUCCUGUCACCAAAUUUGGUGGACGUUCGGUCAUUGUUUGCUAUAACAUCAAAAUAUCUUUCGAAGAAGAUUGUAGGGCCGAUAGGCCCAUGGUGCAGAGAGGACCAUCUACAGAUGCUCCACUGGUUGCAUCUGGCCGUGAACCUAGAUUUGGUCUAGGCCAUUCUAGUUACCAAAGUGGAUAUAAUAAAUUAUUUACCCAGAGUUCCGCUGAUUCUAACUAUUCUCAACCCUCGUCCGAUCUGUCGCUUGACGAUGAAAAAGAAACACUUCGACGAGAAAGAGAAAGGCAUGCUCUAAGCCAAUUGGAAAAGGCGAGGGGUAAACCUGUAGCUUUUGCAGUACGGACGAAUGUUGCUUAUGAUGCUACAGUUGAUGAUGAUUCGCCAGUUCAAGGAAGUGCCGUGUCAUUUGAAAUAAGAGAAUUUCUUCACAUUAAAGAAAAGUAUGACAACAAUUGGUGGAUUGGAAGGUUGGUUAAAGAGGGUUGUGAUGUCGGGUUUAUUCCAAGUCCAGUUAAGUUGGAACAUAUUCGUAUACAGAACCAGACGAGGCCAUCCAGAUUGUAUGGUACUAAAGUCUCUUCAGCAAAUAACGUAGGAGCUGGGGAAGCAAUGCGUGGUAGUACUCCACCAACACCUGGUGAUGAAUCCGAUUCCUUAGGCGCGAGUCGCCAAGGAAAAACUCCAAUUACGAAUUCAUUAAAUAAAGACAAGCGUAAGCCAUUUUUCAAAAAGCAAGAUACUGCUUCUCCUUACGACGUAGUUCCAUCUAUGCGACCAGUUGUUUUGGUUGGCCCUAGCCUUAAGGGGUAUGAAGUCACAGAUAUGAUGCAAAAGGCUCUUUUUGACUUUUUAAAACACCGGUUUGAAGGAAGAAUUAUAAUUACACGAGUAAUGGCUGAUAUAUCUCUAGCAAAGAGAUCUAUUAUGAACAACCCUACAAAACGCGCUAUCAUGGAACGGUCCAGCAGUCGGUCAGACUGUCUCACUAAGGUUCAAGAAGAAAUUGAACGUAUAUUUGAACUAGCGAGAACCCUACAAUUGGUAGUUCUUGACUGCGACACAAUAAACCAUCCUUCACAACUUGCGAAAACUUCAUUGGCGCCUACUAUUGUAUAUCUAAAAAUAAGUAGCAGUAAGGUUCUACAAAGGUUGAUUAAAUCAAGGGGAAAAUCUCAAGCUAAAAAUCUUUCAGUUCAAAUGGUUGCUGCUGAAAAACUAGCGCAGUGUCCCUCAGAGAUGUUUGAUGUGAUACUUGACGAAAAUCAACUGGAGGAUGCAUGUGAGCAUAUUGCUGAAUACCUAGAGACUUAUUGGAGGGCCACGCAUCCGGAAAUGAGUGUCGUUGGGUCUAUUCCCAAAUCAAUGACUGUACAGAACUCAUCACCAAUGGCAGAUCAAAAUAGAUUUAAUUCAACAUCCACAGGUAAAUGUAUAGUAAAAAUUAAUACAUACUGAUUUAUUUUAAGCAUUAUCAACUAUAAUAGUUGACAAAUGAGAAUUUUUUGUGACGAUUUAAGACGACUUAAAUAAAUAACAUUUUUUGAAUUUCUAAGAAAAUGCCACACGCAACUGAAAUACCGGAUGAGAAGCGUAAAUAGAUUAAAUGUAUGAGUCAAUCUGGCUGGAAAGUUGUCCAAAUUGUUGUUUCUUAAAAAGGCAUAGGAAGAAAAUAACCAAUUUACAGAAAUAUCCAGAUAACUAUAGUGUCGUGAAGCCUAGUGGUUAUUACAGGAGCAAACGGCGAAAUCAGUAGCUAGUAACCAAUAGUAAUAUAAGUUGCAUGCAAAUAAAAGCGGGACUUGGUGUAGAUGUGACUACACAACAACAAUGUGAGAUUAUAGCGUUAAUUGCUGCCUGGUUAUCGACGUAUAUACUUAUCCUUUUUAUGUUGUUUCUUGCGACGGUUAACUAUAUCCCCCGCUUUUCCAACUGCAAAAACUUCCGCCUGGAAGAUACUGCAGUAUUCCGGAAGCUUAGUGGAUCGCCUGCAGUCUAGCUCUGAACUAUAGAUUCCGGCCCCAACUCCAUUAGCUAUUUUGGGUCCAAAUGUAUAAAUGUUGUAAGAACAUACUGUGUUGCAGGCUCCUGCGUGUGUGAUUUAGAACCUUCUCUCUCAAACAAAGUGUGUGGGGAUGUGCUUAUUGAGCUAUGCUCGAAUGUUUUUGUAGAUAAUUCAUCUAGUGCUUUUUGUCGCAAUGUUAAUUGGUGGUAGAUUGCGUAGCCUUUCUAGUGCCGCAGUUAGAGUGGUUCUUAGCGCUCCCGUCAUGCAGAGAAAUCGCCAUGCCUAUGCCGCUGUGUAACACCAUUGCGUAAGGCUUUGUGAUGUAGGCUCCAAGUACAAAUGAAAAAUAUAAAUUUUGGGCAGAAGAAUUCCUGUAAUGAAAAGAAAUUUAAUUUGGACAGACUAUAUCGUCUUCAUAGAUACUGAAGGUUGCUGGUGCACUCAUGAUAUGGGCAGUUCCUUAACACUCGGAAUAUUGUAUUGCUGAAGUGGCCUGUCUAGUCUAGAUUUGAAUCCGAUCGACGAUCUGUGGAGAAUUCUUUAAAGCAAAAUUUAUGAAACUUUCAAGCAAUAUGACAGACUUAAGCAACUAAAUCUUGCAAUUUAAACCAAAGGGGUCAAAAUUCAAAUGUGCGUGCUAAAAAACUAGUGCAGCCAAUGCCUCAUCGUGUCCAAUUGGUUAAAAUACAUAAGGGUAUCACAAUCCCUUAUUAAAAAAUGCAAUAUUCGUAUUUUUAUAAAUAAAAUGAAAUGUAGCUAUAUUAAAUAUUAUUUUGCACAUAUAAAUAUUUUAUAUGUAAAUUACGGAAAUUACUAUUUUUUUUAAUUAAUAAAGAUAUUUAAUAUAAUUUAGUUA
This is a messenger RNA of Bactrocera neohumeralis, 3167 nucleotides long. It is a transcript of the gene Ca-beta, whose product is annotated as voltage-dependent L-type calcium channel subunit beta-2. Gene Ontology annotation, biological process: regulation of voltage-gated calcium channel activity; chemical synaptic transmission; calcium ion transmembrane transport. The record is from RefSeq and is a predicted model, not a curated record. Lineage: Eukaryota; Metazoa; Arthropoda; Insecta; Diptera; Tephritidae. Gene Ontology annotation, molecular function: protein binding; high voltage-gated calcium channel activity. The transcript has 8 exons. The coding region runs from base 394 to 1764 and encodes 456 amino acids. Gene Ontology annotation, cellular component: voltage-gated calcium channel complex.